GGAGCGGAGUCCAACGGGCGAAGCCGUUUCCAUGGUGACAAGCCCGGACUGAAUCAUGUCGGAUCUCGGCUCGGAAGAGAUCGAAGAAGAGGCCGAGAAUGAUUUGGGGGAAUAUGAAGGGGAACGCAAUGAAGCUGGUGAACGGCAUGGACAGGGAAAGGCCAGAUUACCCAAUGGUGAUACCUACGAAGGACAAUAUGCAAAUGGUAGAAGAAAUGGGCAGGGAUUGUACAGAUUCAAGAAUGGUGCACGCUACAUAGGACAAUAUUCUGAGAAUAAAAAACAUGGCAAAGGCAUCUUUUAUUAUCCCGAUGGAUCCCGAUAUGAUGGAGAGUGGGUGGAGGACCAAAGACAUGGAAAUGGCAUUUACUACUAUGUAAAUGGAGACACAUACGAUGGAGAGUGGUUCAAUCACUACAGGCAUGGGCAAGGUACAUAUGUGUAUGCAUUAACUGGCUCUAAAUAUAUUGGCACCUGGGCAAAUGGACAACAAGAAGGAGCUGCUGAACUUGUUCACCUAAACCAUAGAUACCAGGGGAAGUUUGUGAAUAAAAAUCCAUUGGGUGCUGGGAAGUAUAUAUUUGAUAUUGGAUGUGAACAACAUGGCGAAUACAUCCACGAGGAAAAACCAGAGGAAGAGGAGGAAGAAGAAGUUAUGGGUCCAUCUAUCCCAAAAUGGAAAGCAUCAAAAAUUACUGAACUAACACUCUGGGCACCUGAAGAACCACCUCCCCCUCCUCCAGCAGUAGAGGUUGCAAUAGUUGAAGAACCAGCACCUCCAGAUGACACUGCAACUGAAGCUCCUUCUGAAACUACUGAGCAAACUGCAGAGACAACAGAGGCCACUGAAGAGACAACUCUUCCUAAAGAUACUGAGGAAGAAGAUGAGGCAGCUAAAGAAGAGCCAGCUGUCAUACCAGAAGAAAAAGAGGAGGAACUUGAGGCCCAGGACUAAAGGAAAGAAGCGACAAACGUUGGAUACAAAGAAAUGAAGCUCAAUCCAGUCAAGGUUAAGUUCCGUUAGUUUCAAUUGAGGUAUACUCACAUGCUCAACUCUCCCAUUGAAACUAGUGGGACUUAAAAGUAGUUGAUUUUGAUGGGAUUGUGCUCACACUCCUUUGGCUGUGCACUUAUUAUCUGAACGGCUUCCUUCAUAUUUCAAGGGGCAGUAAUAGUCUCACUGCUGUGACAAGAGGCAAAAGUCUGCCCUUCCUUCACCACUCACUUCUGCUCCACAUCUUCUAUCCUGUUUCCCUGCCGUCAAAUAGGUGGUGGUGGUGCAGAAAUGUGCCUUUUAAAUUGAAAUGUCUUUGAAUAAAAUAUAAGUUUUGUUGUUAUUGAAUCUAUGGUUUCUGGGAUGUGUGUAUGUGUGUUUUAUAUUAAAUACAGAAUGUAACUGAACCAAGUUAGUCUGUGGGCAUUUUGCUUUUGCUUUUCUGUAAGGGAAAGGAAAACCUGCAUUGACUAGAUUGUACUUUUGACUUAAAACUGUUCUCUUACACAUUUGAUCCUUUGUUAGCAACACUCAGACACCUCCUUCUCCCUGAUGCAUUUCUUCCCCCUGUGGAGGAAAUAAGAAGCUUCAAGGCUGCAGUGAGGAAGAAGUGCAGGUGGCUAGCUUGGAGAGACCAAGGGAGCAGAAGACACCUCAUCUGGUUCCUCCUCACUUGGAUGCCAAACACUAAAUCAAUAAAGCUAUUUCCUCCACUAAAAACACAUACAAUUUUCCUUUGGAACUGCCCUGUUAGCUGUAAUAGGGUACUCAGAAAUAAACGAAGACUGGCUCAUGUACUACAUUUUUAUCAGAAAAAAAUAACAAAAAAUACACAUGGUAAACACAAAUAUAUGUUUUUAAAACAUGUUUGAUACAAAACAUGCUACAUGGAGCUGCCAAUAGAUUUUUGCAGAUUGGCUGCAAUGAGCUAGGUGUAUUCCAAAUGAGGUUUUCAAACAGUUAUGUCAAGUGCCUUCAUUUUUGCUUUGGUCCACUAGA
Messenger RNA from Zootoca vivipara (common lizard), 1993 nucleotides. It is a transcript of the gene RSPH1, whose product is annotated as radial spoke head component 1. Lineage: Eukaryota; Metazoa; Chordata; Lepidosauria; Squamata; Lacertidae. Gene Ontology annotation, biological process: spermatid development; axoneme assembly. Gene Ontology annotation, cellular component: motile cilium; nucleus. The record is from RefSeq and is a predicted model, not a curated record.